This is a messenger RNA of Colossoma macropomum (tambaqui), 993 nucleotides long. RefSeq names its product olfactory receptor 1-like. The coding region runs from base 1 to 993 and encodes 330 amino acids. NCBI's taxonomy places the organism in Eukaryota, Metazoa, Chordata, Actinopteri, Characiformes, Serrasalmidae. The record is from RefSeq and is a predicted model, not a curated record. Gene Ontology annotation, cellular component: membrane. The transcript has a single exon. Gene Ontology annotation, biological process: G protein-coupled receptor signaling pathway. Gene Ontology annotation, molecular function: olfactory receptor activity; G protein-coupled receptor activity.
AUGAAUUCUGUGGCGUCCCUUGAGAACACUACAUUUAUUCGCCCCCCAACAUUUUACAUCAGCGGAUUGUACAACAUGCCACAUUCAAAGUAUUACUAUAUAUUUCUGUGCUUUGUGUAUUCUGGGACUCUUUUAGGAAAUUCUUUUAUAAUAGGCACUAUAUACCUGGCACGCACUCUGCACACAGCAAAGUAUAUAGCUGUCUUCAACUUGGCCUUGUCUGAUCUGUUUGGAAGCUCUGCAAUUAUUCCAAAGUACGCAGACAUGUUUCUGCAUGACAACCAGUACAUAUCUUAUGAAGACUGUCUGGCAAACAUGUUUUUCGUUUUUCUCUUUAUGACUAUGCAGUCCUUUACUCUGCUUGCUUUGUGUUUUGACAGAGUAAUUGCUAUAUGUUUUCCUCUGAGGUAUCAUGCUAUUGUUACCAAAACCACAAUGACUCUGAUCAUUGGUGUUAUGUGGAUCAUCUCUGCAUUUCUUGUUACUGUCCGUGUAGCUCUGAUUACCAGAUUGUCCUUCUGUAGAUCUGCCAUAGUUUACAGUUAUUUCUGUGAUCAUGGCCCCAUCUACAGACUAGCCUGUAAUGAUAAUUCUCUUAAUUACAUGAUGGCCUAUGUAUAUAUUGCUGUUGUGCUUUGCCUUCCAUUGCUACUAAUAGCCCUUUCAUAUGUUUGUAUUGGUUUUGCUCUGUGUAAGAUCUCACAUGGUACUGAGCGAAUCAAAGCCAUGAAAACCUGCACUUCCCACAUCAUAUUAGUGGCCAUGUUUUAUCUACCACUCUCUGGCGUUUAUUUUACUGCUCAUACGACAUAUAUAGAUCCUAAUACCAGAAUAAUGAACUCAGUCCUAGCACAAGUAAUUCCACCUAUGUUAAACCCCAUCAUAUAUUCUCUGAAGACAGAGGAGGUAUUGCAGUCUAUUAAAGUACUCUACAAACGAAUCAAAGUGAACUUUGCAAUGGAAGAGUCUGUGAAAAGUAUAGCAAAAAAUUAA